This is a messenger RNA of Talpa occidentalis (Iberian mole), 966 nucleotides long. Its product is annotated as olfactory receptor 56B4-like. Gene Ontology annotation, biological process: G protein-coupled receptor signaling pathway. Gene Ontology annotation, cellular component: membrane. NCBI's taxonomy places the organism in Eukaryota, Metazoa, Chordata, Mammalia, Eulipotyphla, Talpidae. Gene Ontology annotation, molecular function: G protein-coupled receptor activity; olfactory receptor activity. The record is from RefSeq and is a predicted model, not a curated record. The transcript has a single exon. The coding region runs from base 1 to 966 and encodes 321 amino acids.
AUGGAUAUCUCCAUCAGUAUUACCAAUAGUUCCUCUUUCCAGAUUUCCCAUUUUAUCUUCAUGGGAUUUCCAGGCAUUCAUGAGUGGCAGCACUGGCUCUCUCUGCCCCUGGCUCUGCUCUACCUCUUAGCUCUUGUUGCAAAUCUCCUCAUCAUGAUCACCAUCCAACAAGAGUCCACACUGCAUGAACCUAUGUACCAUUUGCUGGGCAUAUUGGCAGUAGUAGACAUGGGUCUGGCCACCACCAUCAUGCCCAAGAUCCUAGCUAUCUUCUGGUUUGAUGCUAAGAUCAUCAGCCUCCCUGAGUGCUUUGCUCAGAUGUAUGCCAUCCACUGCUUCUUUGGCAUGGAGUCUGGUAUCUUCCUCUGCAUGGCGAUUGACAGAUACAUAGCCAUAUGUCACCCCCUUCGUUACCCUUCCAUAGUCACUGGAAGUUUUGUGAUCAAAUCCACAGUACUCAUGUUACUCAGAAAUGGCGUUUUGGUCAUCCCAGUGCCUGUACUGGCUGCCCAGCGACACUACUGCUCCAACAAUAAAAUUAACCACUGCCUGUGUUCUAACUUAGGGGUUAUCAGCCUGGCUUGUGAUGACAUCACUAUGAACAAAUUUUACCAACUGAUCUUAGCAUGGAUUGUAAUUGGCUUUGAUGUCACUCUGGUUUUUUCUUCCUACGGGCUAAUCCUUCGCUCUGUGCUGCGACUGAACUCAGUAAAAGCAAUGGCCAAGGCAUUAAGCACCUGUAGCUCCCACCUCAUACUUAUCCUCUUCUUCUAUACAAGUGUCAUUGUGCUGUCUGUGUCACACCUAGUAGAGAAAAGUGUCCCUCUUGUCCCCGUACUCUUCAAUGUGUUGCACAACGUCAUUCCCCCUGCACUCAACCCCAUGGUCUAUGCACUCAGGACACAUGAGCUCAGACUGGGCUUCCAGAGACUUCUUGGGCUGAUUAACCACAUGUCCACCAAGUAA